Molecule: messenger RNA, 1369 nt
Organism: Gaeumannomyces tritici R3-111a-1
Lineage: Eukaryota; Fungi; Ascomycota; Sordariomycetes; Magnaporthales; Magnaporthaceae
Exons: 6
Coding region: 1-1020 (339 amino acids)
Source: RefSeq, a predicted model, not a curated record
AUGCUGUCUCGGAAUACAGGGAGCUCCCUCCCCAUGGCCCACCACUGGGCCCUGUCCCGAGAAGACAAAGGCAAGGCGGGUGAUCUGUACGGCAAUCUUGGCCUCGUCGGCGGCCGGGGCGGGGCGGCGGCCGUCGACGAGGCCCGGCACAUCUCGAGUGUGGCGGCUUUCGCCCGUAACACCCUGGAGCCAGCUCUUGUUGAUGCAUACCCACGCCACUAUGGGCUGGUGUUGCUCGUGGUGCUGCGGAACGAAGCGGCCAUACUGGGCGGCCACCUCGUCAGGAUCCGAGUCGGCGUGAUGGCAUUCGGCAUGCGCUGGGAGAAGGAUUCGGGCACGGUCGAUGGCGGCGCCCAAGUGCUGAGAGAAGGUCCUCCCCUAAGAGGAAGACCCAGCAUGCCGCCGUUCCCCUGGGGUUACCUCGGGCGGAGGGCAAUGAGUCGCGACAGCCCCAAAAAGGAAACUUGCCUUCUCCCUCGACGCCCGGUGCUGCUUGUUGGUAAAGGCGGCGUUCUCCAAGGCGACGCACGAGUCGACGUCGGAGAUGGUCAGGGGCCGCACGCUGGGCGCGAACGGAAGGGCAGGACCUUUUGGAUAGGCGAGGCGGCGCUGGCGCCGGCCAUCCGGCAUCAAGAUCCCUUCAAGUCGACAGGAUUGCUUCAAGAAUGUCUUUGCCGGCCCGAGAAAGGCAAGUUCGAGCGCCUCAAGAACUUUCUGCUGCUGCCGUCCUUUCUCGAGCGCACCAUCUGCUUUGGCGCCCUCGCCUGCCUCGACGCCCUGCACCAGCAACUUCUUGUUGCCCCGGACGUCAUGCUCCAGGCCGGCAAUGGCGGCGAUGAAAGGCAGGCCGGCGAUGCCGGCGAUGAAGGGCAGGUUCAAGACCCGGUCGUGCUCCAGGCCGGCGAUGCCGGCGAUGAAGGGCAGGUUCAAGGCCCGGUCAUGCUCCAGGCCGGCGAUGGCGGCAAUGAAGGGCAGGCUCCGUUGCAGAGGAGCAUCAGCAACAAGCGGCGCGAGGCCUGAAGGCUUACGCAGUCUUCCGGGUUUCCAUGCCUGUACACGUCGCAGCCGACAUCAUUCUAAAGCUGAUUAUGGAAACAGAUUUUACCACGACCGCCGCCAUCCCAAGUUGCUUGGGAGGAAGUCUGGGAUGGCGGUGGUCGUGGUGAAGUCAUAUUGCUUGGGAGGAAGUUUGGGAUGGCGGUGGUUGUGGUAAAGUUUGUCUCCAUAAUCCAGCAUCGCAGGAGAGCCGUGGUGGGUUUGUUGCCUUGAUACCAGCUGUUGCCAUUGCUAUCGCCGCUGGUGCUAUGCUGUUGCUGCUGCUCUUGUUGCUGUUGUUGCUGUUGUUGUGGCUGUUGAGAGUAGGAUUGAA